UACUGCAGAAGGGACUGUUGGGAUUUUUCUGCGAGUUCUCUUUCUUUGCGCCUCUCUCUCCGACGAACAGGAUCGCGACCUCCCUCUCUCUCCCUCCCUCCCUCUUUCCGAUCAGCGAACCACCGCGCGCAACCCACGAACCACCGCGCGGGAUCGGCGAAAGGGCCGCGAGCAACUGACAAACCACCGCACGGGACCGGCAAGAGGACCGCGACCUCCCUCUCUCUCUCUGCCCUCCCUCUUUCCGACCGGCGAACCACCGCGCUGCCCCUCCGGCUCCAGAUCCGGCCCCAACUCGUCCGUCCCUUGCUCUUUCUCUCCCCUCGCGUCUCUGUCUGCCCUCCCUCUCUCCGACGGCAAACCAGCGCGUGACCGGCGAAUUAAUAUUUUCUCCUUGCGGUAGAAGCAACGAAAAUAUCUUUGAAGUCUACAGCGAGGUAGUCUUAGCAAUUUCGAGGAAGGAAGGUUUGUUUCGGUGGUCUUGGUCAAGAAGGUGAGGGUAAAAAAGCAGUACAAUUGCCGCGUGAAAAGACGCGCAAUCCUCUCCACAAGAAUGCGCGUCUCCUAGUACUUGUGCCUCAGGAGCAUAAACGCCAAUCACCAUAAAUCACUUGAGACGCUCUCGUCUUUUGUUCUGAGAGAUCUGAUCUUGGCAGCUCUAGUUUGAGGCGUGAAGCUGAUCCUCAGAUUGUAUUGUUCUUUCGGAAUCCAAACACAACUUGAUCUGCUUCAAGACAAUUUCUUCUCAAACACAAAAGCCCAUCACAAUAAUUUCAUCUUUGCAUCGCUCCUCCAGACUUCCAUGGAGAAAGGACAAAGUCAGAGUAAGGCAAACAAAAGGAUGCACCGUUUCAAUUUAGGCCGUCCCUUUGCGGUAUUCAAUCAUCUCAAGAAGAAGAAAAACGGUGCAGAGAAAGAGAGCAUUGAGGGAGCAUCCAUUUCUUCCUUUAUCUCUUCGAUACCCACAGGAGGAGGCAGUGAUCAAUACGACAUAUUCUUGAGCUUUCGAGGCUCGGACACCCGCAAGGGAUUCACCGAUCACCUCUACCGCAGUCUGAUCAAUGUAGGGACCGUACCAAUUUCCGUGUUCAAGGACGAUAAUAGCCUCGAAAUUGGAAAGGAUUUUGAUUCAGAGAUUCUCGAUAUCAUCACGCAGUCUAAGAUUUCGAUUCCUAUUAUUUCCGAAAAUUAUGCUUCGAGCAAAUGGUGCCUCCGUGAGCUAGUUCGUAUCAUGGACUGCAAGAAGAGCAUGUCUCACAUGGUGUUGCCCAUUUUUUACAAAGUGAACCCAUCCGAUGUGCGGUAUCUAAAGGGAAAAUUUGGGGAGGCCUUCCAUAUGCGUAAGAAGCGUUUUGAUGAGAAGGAUAUUCAGGAAGGGAGACAAGCCCUUACAGAAGUGAGUUACUUAAAUGGAUGGGAAUCUGAAAAAUUUUCUAAUGGGCAUGAAGGAGAAUUAGUGGAAGAAGUCAUCAAAACUAUUCUGAGCAAGUUGAGACAUGAUUUUCAGCUUGAUGUUCCUAAGCAUUUAGUUGGAGUUGGCGAUCAUGUCAACAAAAUUAGGAAUUGGGUUGAUACUCCUGCCAGUCAUGCUCGAAUGAUUGGAAUAUAUGGCAUGGGCGGGAUCGGUAAAACAACUCUUGCCAAGGUCAUCUACAAUGAGCUGUUGAAUGACUUUUUGCAUCGUAGCUUCCUUCCAGAUAUACGAGAGACAGCUCACCACAACGGUAUUCUUUAUUUACAAAAUCUACUAAUUAAGGAAAUACUACCCAAUGAACAUCAAGUUUGCAAAGUUGAUGAUGGAAUUAGUUUGAUCAAAUCUAGAUUCAAAGGAAAAAGGGUUCUCAUUCUUCUAGAUGAUGUUGAUCAUCAAGAUCAACUAAAUGCUUUGGCUAGAGAACGUGAUUGGUUUUCGACAGGAAGUAUCAUCAUUGUUACGACUAGAUAUGAAGCUAUUCUUGAUCAACCUGAAUUCCAAGCAGACUACAAGUAUGAACUGAGCGAAUUAGAUGAGGUGCAUUCUUUGCUUUUAUUUAAAAGGCAUGCAUUUCACAUGGGCCAUUGUUCAAAGGACUUUGAGGGUAUCUCACGUGAUAUCUUAUCCACCAUGGGCGGGCUUCCCCUAGCUAUCAAGGUCAUAGGUUCAUACUUGUAUGGGAAAACAAAUGGAAAAGUAUGGCAAGAUAUACUGAAGAAAUUAAGAAACGAACCGGCUAAAGACGUACAAAAGAUAUUGAUGAUAAGUUAUGAUGCAUUGGAACCUGAACAUAAGAAUAUUUUUCUCGAUAUUGCUUGCUUCUUUAUCGGCGAAGAUAGCAAAUUCGCCAUUUACACGUGGGAGGAUUUUUAUCCAUAUCAAGGAAUUGAAGAGUUGAAGUUGAGGUGCUUAAUUAAAAUUGGAGAUCGUGGUGAGUUUAGGAUGCAUGAUCAACUAAGAGAUCUUGGAAGGAGCAUCUUUUGCCAAGGACAAUCGCUUGAAAGAUGUCUGAAACAAUGGGUUGACCAAGAAGGCUUAACAGUGAAACCGGAAUGUGGGGCACGCUAUUGUUUGAAAAACUACGAUACAUACUUUCAAUGGCCCCGUGGCUGUUCCCCUGCAUACACAAGUGAACAAUUUAAAAACUUACCGAGCUCAAGGUUCCUUCAAUUGUGCUGGAAGGCUUUAAGUGGAGACUUUAAUGAACUAUUUUCUGAAUUAAGAUGGCUUCGAUGGUUUUACAUUGAACCCAACAUGCUAUCUUCAGCGAUAAAUUUCCAUCUAUCUAAAUUAGUGGUGCUAGAGUUGUCACAAAACAAGCUCGCAGAGGAUUGGAGCGGAUGGAGUUCAAUUAUGGUUGCAAAGCGGCUAAAAGUUCUCAACCUUUCAUAUAGCCAGGUUUUAAGAUGUACUCCUGAUUUCUCGACUUUCACAGAGUUGGAGAUUCUAAUCUUGGAUGAAUGUUGCAAACUGGAGCAAGUCCACCCUUCUAUUGGCCAAGUCAAGAGACUUGUUUCCUUGUACUUGAGGAAUUGUCUCAAUCUCAAAGAGCUACCAGAGGAAGUGGGUGAAUUGCAAGAACUAAAAGAACUUCUUUUAGAUGAUGCUGGCAUUACAAAAAUUCCUAUGUCAAUUGGUUCUUUGAAGAAGUUGCAAAAGUUGAGUGUCCCACAUUGUUUGUCAUUGGUUGAAAUCCCUCUCUCAAUCGAUAAUCUUUCUUCUCUCCAACACCUUGACCUAAGUAGUUAUUCACUAUUGAGUGAGAUCUCUAGGUCAAAUAGGAAUCUUUCUUCUCUCGAAUGCUUUAACCUCCUUAGCUCAAUCGGGAAUCUUUCUUCUCUUCGACACCUCAACCUCUCUCAAUGUUCGUCAUUGAGAGACAUCCCUAGUUCAAUUGGAAAUCUUUCUUCUCUCCAACACCUCAACCUUUCUCAAUGUUUGUCAUUGAGAGACAUCCCUAGCUCAGUUGGGAAUCUUUCUUCUCCCGAAUGCUUUAACCUCCUUAGUUCAGUUGGGAAUCUUUCUUCUCCCGAAUGCUUUAACCUCCUUAGCUCAAUUGGGAAUCUUUCUUCUCUUCGACACCUCAACCUCUCUCAAUGUUCGUCAUUGAGAGACAUCCCUAGUUCAAUUGGAAAUCUUUCUUCUCUCCAACACCUCAACCUUUCUCAAUGUUCGUCAUUGAGAGACAUCCCUAGCUCAGUUGGGAAUCUUUCUUCUCUCUUACACCUUAACCUCUCUCAUUGUUCCUCAUUGAGAGAAAUCCCUAACUCAAUUGGGAAUCUUUCUUCUCUCCAAUACCUUAAUCUCUCUCAUUGUUCGUCACUAAGAGAAAUCCCUACCUCAAUUGGGGAUUUACACAAAUUGCAACAUCUGAACAUUGAUAAUCCUUUGAUUAAAGAGAUCCCCGAUGCCAUUGGAAGGUUUAAAGAACUGCGGAGGAUAAUUAUUAUAUCCCAUGAUAGUUGGGGAAUUGGAUCUGUCUAUUGCUCUCGUUCGCUUAGUAAAAUCAUUGACACAUCCUUAUCUACUCUGCCCGAUUGCAAGGAUAAAUCUUUUCUUCAGAACCUCCUUUCCCAACACUUUAAGGUGCUUCGAUUGAUGCCAAAGCAUCCUUUUGGUUUAACAUAUCUUCAAUACAAUUUCGCAAUUCCCAAAUUCCUACAACUUUCUUGUCUAAUCGACCUAGAAGAACUUCAUCUUUAUGCAUGCGAUCAACUUGAGAGCAUCCAGGGGCUUCCUUCAAGGCUCUUGAAAUUUUGUGUUGACUCAUGUCCAAACCUGAUAUUACCUGAGCUUGGCAGAUUCAAGUACUUGGAAGAGUUGUCGAUAAGACGCUGCAAUUUCAUUAAAAGAACGGACCUGUCACAAUGGAAUCGCUUGAAAGAAUUGGACAUUCAGGAUUGCGAUAAUCUAGUUGAAAUUCAAGGCCAUGGAGAAUUAGAGUUCUUGGAGACGAUAAAUAUAUAUAGCUGCAUGUCAAUUGAAAGGUUGAUCCUUCCGAAAUUACAGUGUUUGAAGUGACUACAUGCUUGCUCUUGCAACAAUCUAGUUGAAAUACGAGGUCUUGAUAAGGCAGAGUUGUUAGAGGCAUUAGAUAUUUCCAAUUGUGGGUCCAUUGAAAGAUUACCUAAAUUAGGAUGCUUUGCGACCUUGAAAGAGUUGAACAUUAAUGGGUGUCACCAUCUACAUGGUGUUGAGAGUCUCGAGAGAUUCUCAUCUUGCCGAAGUAUAUUUAUUAAGGAUUGCAAAAACCUAGAAAAACUACCAAACUUGUCGAAAUUUGAAAAUUUAGAGAGUUUCAUAAUCUUGGGUUUAAUCCGGCUUAGGGAGAUUCCUGGGAUUGGGGAAUCAAGAUCGCUAACAAAAGUAUCAAUCAUAGAAUGUCAAUCCUUGGAGACUUUGCCAGAUUUGUCAGGAUGUGAGAAGUUACGAUAUGUAAGGGUAGUAACAUGUGACAAACUUACUCAACUUUGGGGACUUGAAAAGUUGGAUUUGACUCUUUUGGAAAUUUAUGGGUGCCAGCAUGUACCAGAAUUAUUUAAAACAUGCAACGGGAGAUAUGAAUAUGAAUGCUUUUGUAUUCCCGAGGUAAUUAAAUUGCAGUGAUAAUAAUGUGAUGAACUUUAUACCAAUAUUACAAGAGCAGGCUAGUCAUGUUUCCUUGACAGAGGUAAAUAAGCAGCAAACUACCAUUUUUCUUUGAGUUUCAUGACCUAUUUUUCAUCAUUAUCUUCUUUUGACAAUAAGGUUUUCCUUGACAGGGUUUUGUUCUUCCUAAGUUCCUAGACUUAAUAACUUGAAGGAAUGGUGGAGUUGGUCGUAGAAGCUGACAUGAUGCUUCAGCCAAGAUCAAAAUUUA
Molecule: messenger RNA, 5333 nt
Organism: Eucalyptus grandis
Lineage: Eukaryota; Viridiplantae; Streptophyta; Magnoliopsida; Myrtales; Myrtaceae
Product: disease resistance protein RPV1-like
Exons: 5
Coding region: 803-4495 (1230 amino acids)
Biological process (GO): signal transduction; defense response
Molecular function (GO): ADP binding; protein binding
Source: RefSeq, a predicted model, not a curated record